Dendrobium catenatum is the source of this 1133-nucleotide messenger RNA. Its product is annotated as bidirectional sugar transporter SWEET14-like. Gene Ontology annotation, biological process: carbohydrate transport. Lineage: Eukaryota; Viridiplantae; Streptophyta; Magnoliopsida; Asparagales; Orchidaceae. Gene Ontology annotation, cellular component: membrane. Gene Ontology annotation, molecular function: sugar transmembrane transporter activity. The record is from RefSeq and is a predicted model, not a curated record. The coding region runs from base 113 to 862 and encodes 249 amino acids. The transcript is spliced from 6 exons.
GUCUUUAGCUCUUCUUGCCCACCCCUGUCACUAAUUUCUUGAUUACCAACCGGGAGGUUUCUUCUUACUCUCGAUCACAGUCUUCUUCUCUCUCUCUCCAACAAGUUUUAAGAUGGUUUCCGAGCACACUCUAGCCUUUGCAGUCGGCAUUCUUGGCAACCUCAUUUCCUUCUUGGUCUUCCUUUCCCCCGUGCCUACAUUUUAUCGAGUGUAUAAAAAAAAAUCCACAGAAGGAUUUCACUCUUUGCCUUAUGUAAUAGCUCUCUUCAGCUGCAUGCUAUGGGUCUUCUACGCUCUGGUGAAGACCAACGCUCUUCUGCUCAUCACCAUCAACUCCUUCGGUCUCCUCAUCGAAUCUGUAUACAUAGUUAUCUAUCUUAUUUAUGCUCCAUCAAAAGCUAAGAAAUGCACUGUUCGGAUGGUCAUCUUCCUCAACGUUAUUGUUUUCGGGCUGAUUCUGGCGGUCACUCUCUCGGCUUUUCAUGGACACAAGCGCUUGAUUGUACUUGGGUGUAUCUGUGUUACCUUCUCUGUGAGCGUCUUUGUUGCUCCUCUAAGCGUUAUGAGGUUGGUCAUCCGCACAAAAAGCGUGGAGUUCAUGCCAUUCAACUUGUCUCUCUUCCUAACAAUCAGCGCGGCUGUUUGGCUGAGCUACGGUGUGUUGUCGAAGGACAAAUACGUUGCGUUGCCAAACAUUCUUGGACUGUUGUUCGGUAUUGUACAAAUGGUGCUCUACUGCAUCUACAAGGAUGCCAAGCCGGAUCUUGCUGAUACAUCAAAGAACGCAGUGGCGGUGACUGAAAUAAUACUUGCGGACUCUCAGGACGUGAAAGUUGAAGGGGUGAUUGAGCAAAUUGUGUGAGAGCUAUGAGUCUAGAGAGAGAAAAUCUUAUAAAUAUGAUAUUUAUAUGAUAUUUGUGCAAGUUUGAUAUAUAUAUGCAUACAUGUUUUGCUUAUACUAAGAGAGAGAGAGAGAGAGAGAGAGAGAGAGAGAGAGAGAGAGAGAGAGAGAGAGAGAGAGAUGAGAAUUAAAAUGGCUGUAUAAGUAGAUGGAGUCAAGUGUAUCGCAGCAAUGCCUUGUAUUUUGUUUUUCUAAUAUUGAGAGGUUAUUUAGCCUGUUUGAAGGUUUUACA